ACACUCGACAACAAUACACCCUAAUUUCAACCCCACACAUAAGAAAUUAAUUACAAAGAUACUUUAAAAUGUCUAAACAAACUCAAAGAUACAUUUGUUUGGCGGGAUCCAUGAUGCGAAGGUUUCACACGGCGCAAUUUCCGCGAUGUGAUAAAGUAUCUAUGUCGAAUUUCGACUGUGGUAUUCCAUUGCCCUAUAAGAAGCUGAAGGAGACUCUGGAAUGCGUCAAGGCCAAGCUUAAAGGACCGCUGACCUUAUCCGAAAAGGUGUUGUACUCACAUUUGGAUCAGCCGGAUACACAGGAAAUCGUUCGAGGCAAGUCCUAUCUGAGAUUGCGUCCCGACCGCGUUGCUCUUCAAGAUGCCACUGCCCAGAUGACCCUUCUCCAGUUCAUCUCGUCGGGCUUGAAAAAGGUGGCAGUUCCAUCCACGGUGCACUGCGACCACUUGAUCGAGGCCCAAAUAGAUGGCAAAAAGGAUUUGGCCAGGGCAAAGGAUCUCAACAAGGAGGUGUUUGAUUUCCUAUCCUCGGCGUGCGCGAAAUAUAACUUGGGUUUCUGGAAGCCUGGUAGUGGUAUUAUACACCAGAUAAUUUUAGAGAACUAUGCCUUUCCGGGUCUGCUGAUGAUUGGAACCGAUUCGCACACACCAAAUGGCGGUGGUUUGGGUUGUCUUUGCAUUGGAGUCGGCGGUGCCGAUGCCGUCGAUGUGAUGGCCAACAUUCCCUGGGAACUCAAGUGCCCUACGGUGAUUGGAUGUCAUCUCACGGGUAAGAUCAGUGGCUGGACCUCCCCCAAGGACAUCAUUCUAAAGGUGGCGGAGAUCCUGACUGUCAAAGGAGGCACUGGUGCCAUUGUGGAGUACCAUGGACCUGGCGUGGAGUCCAUUUCCUGCACUGGCAUGGCCACCAUUACCAAUAUGGGCGCUGAGAUCGGAGCUACUACCUCGAUCUUUCCCUUCAACGAUCGCAUGGUUUCCUAUUUGUGUGCCACAGGUCGUGGUAAAAUCGCAGCAGAGGCCUUGAAGAAUAAAGAUCUCCUCACGCCGGAUAAGGGUUGCAAGUACGACAAGGUGAUUGAGAUCAAUUUGGACACACUGGAACCCCUGGUUAAUGGUCCAUUCACACCCGAUUUGGCCCAUCCCAUUAGCAAACUGGGCGAGAACUCCGAGAAGAAUGGCUAUCCAAUGGAUAUCAAAGUGGCUCUGAUUGGUUCCUGCACGAACUCCUCGUACGAGGAUAUGGGACGAUGUGCCAGCAUUGCCAACGAUGCCCUGAGUCAUGGCUUGGGGGCCUGUGUUCCAUUCAAUGUUACCCCGGGAUCGGAACAAGUUCGAGCCACCAUAGCGAGAGAUGGCUUCAUAGAUGUCCUGGAAAAGUUUGGUGGCACUGUGCUGGCAAAUGCCUGUGGUCCCUGCAUUGGACAAUGGGAUCGCAAGGAUGUGAAAAUGGGCGAAAAGAACACCAUUGUCACUUCCUACAACCGCAAUUUCACCGGGCGCAAUGAUGCCAAUCCGGCCACACACUGUUUUGUUACCAGCCCGGAAAUGGUUACGGCUUUAGCCAUCGCCGGACGUUUGGAUUUCAAUCCCCUGACGGACGAACUUGAGGGCAAGGAUGGCAAGUUGUUCAAACUAAAGGCUCCAACUGCUGAAGAGCUGCCUGCCAAGGGAUUCGAUCCCGGCGAGGACACCUACCAGGCUCCGCCCGAGAAAGGUGAUGACAUCAAGGUCAAUGUGGAUCCCAAGUCGGACCGUCUGCAAAUGCUGGCACCCUUCGAGAAAUGGGAUGGCAAGGACUACAUUGAUCUAUACGUUCUGAUCAAAAUCAAGGGCAAGUGCACCACGGAUCAUAUAAGUGCCGCUGGUCCUUGGCUGAAGUAUCGCGGUCAUUUGGAUAAUAUAUCCAAUAACAUGUUCAUUGGGGCCACCAAUGCCGAGAACAACGAGAUGAACAAGGUGAAGAACCAGAAGACUGGAAAUUUUGAUACCGUUCCAGCUGUAGCUAGGGACUACAAGGCCAACAAGCUGAGGUGGUGCGCUGUGGGUGAGGAGAACUACGGCGAAGGAUCCUCCAGGGAGCACGCCGCCUUGGAGCCCCGUCACUUGGGUGGUGUGGCCAUUAUUGUGAAGUCAUUUGCCAGAAUUCACGAGACCAAUCUCAAGAAACAGGGCAUGCUAGCCCUGACAUUCGCCACUCCCGGGGACUACGAUAAAAUCCAGCCUUCGAGCAAGAUCUCGCUGCUGAACCUCAAGGAUCUGGCUCCAGGCAAGCCUGUGGAGUGUGAGAUCAAGAAUAAUGGCAGUUCUAAUAAGAUCCAGUUGAACCACACCCUCAACGAGCAGCAGAUAAAGUGGUUCCAGGCCGGCAGUGCCUUGAAUCUCAUGAAGGAGCUGGCUGCCAAAGGUGGUGAGAAGAAGUAAUUUCCAUCUGCCUAUUUCAACUAAAUUUAUACGUUAUUUUAACUUAUGAUAUGAGCAUGAGUAAUUUUUAAACAUUAAAGUAAUUUUCAAAAAUUUUAAAUUGAA
Messenger RNA from Drosophila biarmipes, 2525 nucleotides. RefSeq names its product probable aconitate hydratase, mitochondrial (gene mAcon2). Gene Ontology annotation, biological process: tricarboxylic acid cycle. The record is from RefSeq and is a predicted model, not a curated record. Gene Ontology annotation, molecular function: 4 iron, 4 sulfur cluster binding; aconitate hydratase activity. Gene Ontology annotation, cellular component: cytosol; mitochondrion. Bases 69 to 2420 code for a protein of 783 amino acids. Lineage: Eukaryota; Metazoa; Arthropoda; Insecta; Diptera; Drosophilidae. The transcript has a single exon.